Molecule: messenger RNA, 8206 nt
Organism: Coregonus sp. 'balchen'
Lineage: Eukaryota; Metazoa; Chordata; Actinopteri; Salmoniformes; Salmonidae
Source: the annotation of a GenBank genome assembly
UAUGACAGGAUUUCUGUACUGUCAGGGGAAGACUAGAGUUUGAACCCUGAAACGUUCAAUGUAUUGCCAGCCGAUAUGUAGCAGUUUGCAGUCCCCUGUUAGUGCUGUAAGGAUUCUACAGCACUGGUAAGCAAACUCUUAAUGCAUAUUCUUAUUCACCUGCACUCAAGUCGUUUGUUGUUAUGUAGCAGUUUUAUACUGUGUAGACAAUACGCUCUAACGAACUUAUUGACACAAGCAGAUAACAUAAUGGUAAAGCUAAAUUAGCUGUUAUCUAAAUGUAUAAAAGAUACAACUAUACGUGGCAUGAGGGCAAGACAUGACUUUCAGGUCAAUAAAGUAUUUUUUACGGUCUAGAGGUGAAUAGUUGAAAAACCAAGUUACUUUUGUCCUCUUUCUCCUCUCAGUGGAGAGAUGCAUUCCAGCUGUCCCCGGGGAGGCCUCUCGUUUCUAAGUCUGGUGUCAUUACUCCUGCUCCUUGCCGCACCAUCCUGCCAUGGAGGAAAAGUCCUGGUCUUCCCUGUAGAUGGAAGCCACUGGGUCAACAUGAAGGUGCUCAAUGUUGUGUCUAGCUGUUCUGUUAACUUACCCAACAUUCCCUGCUUAUUCCCUGCUGAUGCCGGGAAUCCAACCAGGAUCAGGGAAUUUUUUGAAAAAGCGACCAGAUUUUUGCUACCAUAGUACAGUAUCUAUGUCUUGACUAUACAAUGAGUGUACAAAAAAUUAGGAACACCUGCUCUUUCCAUGACAUAGACUGACCAGGUGAAUCCAGGUGAAAGAUAUGAUCCCUUACUGAUCUCACCUGUUAAAAUCCACUUCAAUCAGUGUAGAUGAAGGGAAGGAGACAGGUUAAAGAAUGAUUUUAAAGCCUUGAGGCAAUUGAGACAUGGAUUGUGUAUGUGUGCCAUUCAGAGAGUGAAUGGGCAAGACAAAAUAUUUCAGUGCCUUUGAACAGGGUAUGGUAGUAUGUGCCAGGCACACCUGUUUGAGUGUGUCAUGAACUGCAACUUACUGUUUACUUAGUUACAUUUGACCAAAUCACUCCAGUUACAUAGAUUUACAGUGGCUUGCGAAAGCAUUCACCCGCCUUGGCAUUUUUCCUAUUUCGUUGCCUUACGACCUGGAAUUAAAAUUGAUUUUUGGGGGGUUUGUAUCAUUUGAUUUACACAACAUGCCUACCACUUUGAAGAUGCAAAAUAUUUUUUAUUGUAAAACAAACAAGAAAUAAGACAAAAAAACAGAAAACUUGAGCGUGCAUAACUAUUCAUCCCCCCAAAGUCAAUACUUUGUAGAGACACCUUUUGCAGCAAUUACAGCUGCAUGUCUCUUGGGGUAUGUCUCUAUAAGCUUGGCACAUUUAGCCACUGGGAUUGUUGCCCAUUCUUCAAGGCAAAACUGAUCCAGCUCCAUCAAAUUGGAUGGGUUCCGCUGGUGUACAGCAAUCUUUAAGUCAUACCACUGAUUCUCAAUUGGAUUGAGGUCUGGGCUUUGACUAGGCCAUUCCAAGACAUUUAAAUGUUUCCCCUUAAACCACUCGAGUGUUGCUUUAGCAGUAUGCUUAGGGUCAUUGUCCUGCUGGAAGGUGAACCUCCGUCCCAGUCUCAAAUCUCUGGAAGACUGAAACAGGUUUCCCUCAAGAUUUUCCCUGUAUUUAGCGCCAUCCAUCAUUCCUUCAAUUCUGACCAGUUUCCCAGUCCCUGCCGAGGAAAAACAUCCCCACAGCAUGAUGCUGUGGGGAUGGUGUUCUCGGGGUGAUGAGAGGUGUUGGGUUUGCGCCAGACAUAGCAUUUUCCUUGAUGGCCAAAAAGCUCAAUUUUAGUCUCAUCUGACCAGAGUACCUUCUUCCAUAUGUUAGUGGAGUCUCCCAUAUGCCUUUUGGCAAACACCAAACGUGUUUGCUUAUUUUUUUCUUUAAGCAAUGGCUUUUUUCUGGCCACUCUUCCUUAAAGCCCAGCUCUGUGGAGUGUACGGCUUAAAGUGGUCCUAUGGACAAAUAUUCCAAUCUUUGCUGUGGAGCUUUGCAGCUCCUUCAGGGUUAUCUUUGGUCUCUUUCUUGCCUCUCUGAUUAAUGCCCUCCUUGCCUGGUCCGUGAGUUUUGGUGGGCGACCUUCUCUUGGCAGGUUUGUUGUGUUGCCAUAUUCUUUUCAUUUUUUAAUAAUGAAUUUAAUGGUGCUCUGUGGGAUGUUCAAAGUGUCUGAUAUUUUUUUUAUAACCCAACCCUGAUCUGUACUUCUCCACAACUUUGUCCCUGACCUGUUUGGAGAGCUCCUUGGUCUUCAUGGUGCCGCUUGCUUAGUGGCGUUGAAGACUCUGGGGCCUUUCAGAACAGGUGUAUAUAUACUGAGAUCAUGUGACAGAUCAUGUGACACUUAGAUUGCACACAUGUUGACUUUAUUUAACUAAUGCUGUGACUUCUGAAGGUAAUUGGUUGCACCAGAUCUUAUUUAGGGGCUUCAUAGCAAAGGGGGUGAAUACAUAUGCACGCACCACUUUUCCGUUAUUUAUUUUGUAGAAUUCUUUGAAACAAGUAAUUUUUUUCAUUUCACUUCACCAAUUUGGACUAUUUUGUGUAUGUCCAUUACAUGAAAUCCAAAUAAAAAUCUAUUUAAGUUACAGGUUGUAAUGCAACAAAAUAGUAAAAACGCCACGGGGGAUGAAUACUUUUGCAAGUUGCCAUAACUGCAGGCAACAUAGUGUGCAUACAGACGCUGGUGAAUAUAAAGCAGGAUUCCUUACUGAUACUUUGAUUGAAUAUAAAGCAUGUUACUUGCAAAAGGCACUGUAUAUUAUGAUAUAUUAUGUCGCAGGGCUUGACAUAAAGGGCUGCCGGGGGAGGUUAAUGGAAAGUCUCCGGCCAGUCAGUCAUCCACGUCAGUUGCCCGCUUGAAAAAAAAAUAAUAAUAAAAAAAAAAAAAAAAAAAAAAAAAAAAAAAUAUAUAUAUAUAUAUAUAUAUAUAUAUAUAUAUAUAUAUAUAUAUAUUGUAAUGAUGCUAUUUUCAAUCUAGGCUAUAUAAUUGAUGAAAUAACAUAUGACUUCCCGAAGCUAUUAGUUCGUUAUGUAGAUUAUUUAUCACAUAACAAAAUGUGGAAAACGUCAAGAUGUCUGAAUACUUUCCGAAUGCACUAUAUAUAUAUAUAUAUAUAUAUAUAUAUAUAUAUAUAUAUAUAUAUUAUUUAUUUAUAUAUUUUCCAUGUGCGCCACACACAGCCUUAGCAGAAUAAGCUGUAUGUACACAGUGGUGUAAAGUAACUUAGUAAAACUUGUUUGGAGUACUACUUAAGUAUUUUUUGGGGGGUAUCAGUACUUUACUUUACUAUUUAUAUAUUUGACAACUUUUACUUCUACGCCACUACGUUCCUAAAGAAAAUAAUGUACUUUUUACUCUAUACAUUUUCCCUGACACCCAAAAGUACUCGUUUCAAUUCGAAUGCUCAUGCAGGACAGCAAUAUGGUCCAAUUCACGCACCUAUCAAUAUAACGCAUUGUCAUCCCUACUGCCUCUGAUCUGGCGGACUCACUAAACAAAAAUACUGCAUUUGUAAAUUAUGUCUGAGAGUUGGAGUGUGCCCCUGGCUGUCCGUACAUUAAAAAACAAUUAAUAUAAGGAAUUUUAUGUAUAGCAUUUACUUUUUACUUUUACUCAAGUAUGACGUUUGAAUACUUUUUCCACCAAUGUACUUAAGUACAUUUAAAAACAAACUUUUAGACUUUUACUCAAGUAGUAUUUUGCUGGGUGACUUUCACUUGAGUCAUUUUCUAUUAAGGUAUCUUUACUUUUACUUAAGUAUGACAAGUGAGUACUUUUUCCACCACUGGCUGCACACUGUAUCCUACAGCAGGCUACAGAAACACCACUAGUCAAACACAAUGGUCUCUUGCUAGGUGUGCAAUUGAAUUCCCGAGUGGCACAGUGGUCUAAGGCACUGCAUCGCAGUGCUAGCUGUGCCACUAGAGAUCCUGGUUCGAAUCCAGGCUCUGUUGUAGCUGGCCCGCGACCGGGAGACCCAUGGGGCGGCGCGCAAUUGGUCCAGGGUAGGGGAGGGAAUGGCCGGCAGGGAUGUAGCUCAGUUGGUAGAGCAUGGUGUUUGCAACGCCAGGGUUGUGGGUUCGAUUCCCACAGGGGGCCAGUAUGAAAAAAUACAAAAAUAAUGUAUGCUCUGGAUAAGAGUGUAAAUGUAAUUAAAGGGCAACUACACACAAAUGCAGAGUUUUUAAUAGUUUAUCUCUGAGCUUCACUGAUGCUGGUCAUGCUGCUGGCAGGGUUAAAUAAUACAUUAAUGUCAAAUCAAUCUGUUUUUUUUUGCUGUCACAGAAUACCAAUAGUUGUAAAAAAUUACCAAACUAAAUUUGUAACUAGUACUUAAGUAGUUUUCUGACCAGGUACUUUUUCUCUUACUUGAGUAGUUUCUUACUUUUACUUAAGAACGGAUUUUCUGUACUACACCCACCUCUGCCAGUACCAGUAGGCAUUUACCAUAUGGUGUGCUGCAGAGGUUUUGCGAUUUUCAAAUGGUCACAACCGAAUUAAUCAGGGCACACCUCACCACACCACACCAAAUGGGAGCAAAAGUACCUUAAAAUCUGUUGAAGAACGGUGUGCACCGUUUUUGGGGAAACGUGUAAUUCUGUACAAACCAUCACACAACGUAAAAACAGUUGAGGCGAACUCAAUGCACUCCUGGUCUCUUUCUGCAAAACAUCUCUCUAUUUUUCAGUGUUCUUCAAUUCCGGUCCUGGAGGGCGAAAACAGGGACUAAUUCAGACCUGGGUCACCAGGUGAAUGAAAAUAACUAGCAGGUAGAAACAAAACCCAGAAGUGUUUUGGCCCUCCAGGACCGGAGUUGAAGAACCCUGUAACUCAAUGAGACAAUUGUGUAUACUGAGCUCACAUAUGCAAUUGUUUUAAGAUGGUCAUACCAUGGAUCAUUUAGCUAAUUGAUGUUGAAUUAUAGGACACCUUUAGGUAUAAAAAAUUUUUUGGGGAUAAAAUGUUGAAUUUGGCCUAUACUACUAUAGCCCAGAGAAACGCACUUAAUGACAUUCAUGAAGGCAAAAAGACAGCAAAAAAAUUAAUCAUAGUAGAUGUAAGAAAGUCCAGGAAAAAUGUUAGUUUUUUUGGACACAUAUUGAACCCUUUAUUUUUGUUGGCACAAAAUCACCUCCAUACUUCCAUUUGUUUGUAUAGGUUAGCUUCAGACGAGUCCCGUGACACUUAUGGGGGCGGUGGAGCAAAACAGUUCGUAGAGCGGUCAUCUUUCCAUAGAGCGGUCAUGUGAGUUUGUAGGUCAAACCGUUGGGACGCUACAGAAGUUUUCGUGAGAAGACCAAUUUCUGGAUGUCUCAUGGUCUGACAAACAUCGCUGUAGCUCGGCCACCUUCCACCGCAAAUGCGGAAGGCUGACACAGGCGGAUGCGGUGGAUUGAGCCGCAGCUCAAUUCACUGACAGAUUUGGAUGUUUUUUCUUUUUCUUGUGUUACUUAGAUUGACACCUUUUAAAGGAUUAAAACCUUUAAAAAGGCACAGUGUUGACAGCGCUCUACAACAGUGGUUAUCCCACUGGCUAUAGGGUGAAUGCACCAAUUUGUAGUCGCUCUGGAUAAGAGCGUCUGCUAAAUGACGUAAAUGUGCCCUUGAGCAAGGCACUUAACCCUAAUUGCUCCUGUAAGUCGCUCUGGAUAAGAGCGUCUGCUAAAUGACGUAAAUGUGCCCUUGAGCAAGGCACUUAACCCUAAUUGCUCCUGUAAGUCGCUCUGGAUAAGAGCGUCUGCUAAAUGACUAAAAUGUAAAUGUAAAAUCAAUGCGUAGGUGCUGAUCAAGGAGCUCCAUGCCAGAGGCCACACCAUCACAGUGGUCAGACCCUCUACCAGCUGGUACAUCACUGAGGAGUCACCUCUGUACACCUCCAUCACCCUCCAAGAGAAAGAAUCCUUAUACAACUUCUUCGAGACCUUCCUACAGAAGAACCUGAAGGUAUAUGUCUCCAUCACGUAGCUACAGAAGCACAUGAAGUUACGUGUCUUUAUCACUAGAUUGACUGGAAAAGCGCAUCAUUGUGUCAAAUUAUCCUUUAAGAGAAUCAUUGGUUGAUUGAUUAAUUGACCCUUCCAGCUAGCAAUUCAUGACGUGCCUACAGAAGCACAUGAAGGUAUGUCUUCAUAACGUGCCUUCAGUAGCACUUGAAGGUUUGAUGUGUCUUUAUGACUGGUUGAUCCAUCUAUCCAGCCAGCAGCCAAUCAACCAUCCAGCAAGCCAGUCAGACAGCCAUCUAUUUUGCCAAACAGGCGUUCAAUCUCUGUUUAAUCUCUUCAUUCAGGCUCAGAGAGAGGGGGCAUCGGCUCUGACGUUCUUCAAACUAACCAAGGAGUUCCUCAGCAUGAUAGAAGAAGCCCACUUCCUGAGCUGCGAGACGCUGGCUCGAAUGUUCGAAGACAAGGAGCUGAUGAAGAGUCUUCAGGACGCUCAGUAUGACAUGAUGCUCACCGACCCUGCCAUCGCUGGAGGGCUGCUGGUGGCCCACUACCUCAAACUGCCUGUGGUGCUCAACGCCCGUUGGAUCACCAGUGGGGAGGGCCACUUUGCCAUCGCCCCCUCUCCCCUCUCCUACAUCCCCGUCCCAGGGUCUGGGUUCACUGACAAGAUGACCUUCGUCCAACGGGUCCAAAACAUGCUGUACUACAGCAUCAUCGUGUUUCAGCAGAGGUUCAUGGUUGGGCCGAGUUAUGACGCAAUUUGCGCCAAGUACUUCGAAGGGGGCUGUGAUAUCAUCUCUUUAAUCCAGGAGGCUGACAUCUGGCUGAUGAGGUCUGACUUUGUGUUUGACUUCCCCCGUCCCACCAUGCCCAACGUCAUCUACAUGGGGGGGUUCCAGUGCAAGCCGGCCCAGCCCCUGCCUCCAGAGCUGGAGGAGUUUGUCCAGAGUGCCGGGGAGCAUGGGGUGAUCGUCAUGUCUCUGGGGACUCUUGUCAAUGCACUUCCUGUUGAUAUCACAGACCAGAUCGCCAGUGUGUUCGCCAAGCUCCCUCAGAAGGUGUCCUGAUUGUUUUUGAUUAUUAACAUUUACAUUUAAAGCUCUCUGCAAUGUAAGUGAUGUAAAUGAGAGGUUAUUUAAACAGAAAGUAAUGUCUUCUUUUAUCUAAGGUGAUCUGGAGGCACCUGGGCAAGAUUCCAUCCACUCUGGGGAACAACACCCUGCUGGUGGACUGGAUGCCCCAGAAAGACCUCCUGGGCCACCCCCAGACCAGAGCCUUUGUGGCCCAUGGAGGAACGAACGGGGUCCAGGAGGCAAUCUACCACGGCACUCCAGUGCUGGGGAUCCCCCUGUUCUUCGACCAGUAUGACAACCUUCUGCGUCUGCAGGAGAGAGGCGCUGCCAAGAUCCUGGAGCUGGCAAGCGUCAACGGACCCAGUUUCCAGCAGGCUCUGAACCAGGUGCUCACCCACGCCUCCUACAGGGAGAACAUGCAGAGGCUGUCCCGUCUGCACAUGGACCAGCCCAUCAAGCCAAUGGACAACGCCAUCUUCUGGUUGGAGUUUGUGAUGCGUCACAAGGGGGCGUCUCACCUGCGUACGUCAGCCUACAGGAUGCCCUGGUACUCGUACCACUCGGUGGACGUGCUGCUGCUGCUGCUGGCUGCUGGGGGAGGAGUCCUGCUCUUCGCUGGGCUCCUGAUCAGGAUCCUCUGGAGAACCUGCCGGAGGAACAGGAACAAAACCAAACAACACUGACACUAGUAGCAGAAUCGCAUUACUGGAAACCAAGGCAGGCCUGGUUGUAGCUAGCUAUGUAGCUAUGUUUAGGUCGCGUUUGGGACAGUUCAAGCAUUUUAGCUAACCGUAACCCUUUUCCUAACCUUAACGUAGUUCUCCUAACCUACAACAUGAAUUAUCUUAAACCGCUGCGUAAGUUCUCCUAACCUGCUACGAAAAGUAACUUCCGUUAGCCAAAAUGAGCCGGUCUGCCCUGAGAGCAGUGUUAGUAUCCACUAAUGGGAUACAGCCCAUUAAAUGUUCUUUAAUCUAUAUAUAUCUAUACUUAUAUCAAGAACAUCAAACAAUUUAUUGAAACCUACAACAACCAUGUAACCACAGAGUCUUCAGAAAGUUUUCACACCUCUUGACUUUUCCCACAUUUUGUUGUUAUAGCCUGAAUUUUAAAUAGAUUACAUUUAGAUUUUUUUUUGGUCACUGGCCUACACACAAUACCC